UUAUUACUAAGGGGGAAAAAAACUACAUAUACAACAUGUGUGUGUAUGCCUAUAUAAUAGCUCAUGUUCUUGAUGUAAGAACUCGAACGAGAUAUAACAAAAAGAAUUUAGAAUACCUGGCUAGCUAAAGGAUAAGCAAUAUGGGGAAUUGUGGACUAAAGCCAAAAGUUUUGUCGGAAACUGGAGCUCCGGCGCCAGAGGAGCUUGAGAUUUCACUUCUUGAAGAUCAGAAGAUCGACGCUGCAAAAUCUCUUAUCAACCUGUUCCUUCAAGACAAGGCAGAUAAGACUAUGAAAGAGGACGAGAAGAUAACACCGGAAAAGAUACCGGUUACUGAAGUUCUGAAAACAGCUCUGGCUGAGGCAGAGUCUCCAGUUACAGAAAAGACAAAAAUUCCAGUGACGGGCCCAAAAUCUCCUGCUGAUGAUCUGAAGGUUGUGAAGGAAGAGGCCGUUCAUGGCCAGAAAGUGAUCGAUGAUGCGACUGUGAAAGAAAGAGAAACAGAGGCGAAGCCAGAGGAAGUCAGAGGAGAAGCACAAGCGCAGUGAAAUAAGCCCAAAACUUUUACAAGCUAGUUUCUGCGUUUGCGGUCUUGAUCCCAAUACGCUUUUCUUUUUGUUUAGCUUAUGUUUGUUCUUGAUUCUCAAAUGCAAACGCUUGGUUUCAUUACAUGAAAUGCAACGUCAUAUCUCAUUUACACGAUUCGUCAACAAAAAUAUUGUCAGUGAAAGAUGCUUUAAAAGCUAGUUCAUGCGUCUUGAUGAUAGCAAACGCUUGUUUUGGAUUUUUGUUUACUUGCAAGUUAGUUCUCA
Messenger RNA from Raphanus sativus (radish), 812 nucleotides. RefSeq lists its product as uncharacterized. The coding region runs from base 141 to 548 and encodes 135 amino acids. The record is from RefSeq and is a predicted model, not a curated record. Lineage: Eukaryota; Viridiplantae; Streptophyta; Magnoliopsida; Brassicales; Brassicaceae. The transcript has 2 exons.